This is a messenger RNA of Desarmillaria tabescens, 1324 nucleotides long. RefSeq lists its product as uncharacterized. The record is from RefSeq and is a predicted model, not a curated record. The transcript has 2 exons. NCBI's taxonomy places the organism in Eukaryota, Fungi, Basidiomycota, Agaricomycetes, Agaricales, Physalacriaceae. Bases 172 to 912 code for a protein of 246 amino acids.
CUAUUGUGUCGUGAAGUAUUUAACUGAGGGUUUUCGUACAAUUACCAGUCCUUUCCUACCGAAAACUCCCCUGCCAGAGGGCACAAGGAUGACAAGCCCAGCUGGACAGCGGAAGGACGCAUAGCGAUUCAAAUCACUGGUGCCGACGUCUUCCAGGUUUAUAACGCGUUCAUGGCACUCCAAUACACACCCAACAUACCGCCCGAAGACUCCGACGCCAUCAUAUCGAAUGCCGCACCCCUUCUGGAGUCGUUUCGUUGCCAAAAAUGGCCUGCCGUGACCUUGGACUACUUUCCAACGUCGAUACCCUACCAAAGCGCUAAUGAGACGGGCAAGCCCGACUGCGCCAUCGUGUUCGCCAAUUGCCUGGGCGAGGGACUAAUGUUUCUCACACACCACCGCAUAAUCGAAACUAACUGUGGAAGUGUCCCAUUUCUUCCCGCCUCAAUCACACCCGGAGAGCUCCCAGUCAUGGCCAUGUAUGCAAACACCGACAUGAUCCCUUUCUGCAUUUAUCCCGCCACCAUGACGUACUUGUACAACCAUGAUCAGUCGGAGCUCUUCUUCGCAGUGGUCGGACAUGUCUUUCCGCCCUGGAAUCCUCUCCUCUUUCCUGCUGGCCAGCGGAUGACAUCCGCCCCUCCGACCAUUAUUGCCGAUGACGUCUUGGAGGUCGUUGCCAGGCGUCUUAUGGAGCACAUUACGCCGAAGCAACUGGAGUCGCUCAAGAUCCAUGUCGAAGGGUUCUCCCAUAUCUGGUUAUCGCUCAACAUCACCGACUUGGGCUUCCAGGAGGUCGUCUUGACUUCUCUCGAGAUCGUCAACAAAGCUCCCAACGGGGGAUAUCAGGCUGUAAUUGAUGAUCUAUUUGGAUCGGCAGACCUAUUGGAUGGGGAGACCCAGCUGAAUUGAUGGGAUCGGAUGAAUCGUUCGAGUUGGAUGAGCGGGUUGAGCUGGACUGUCAUGCCAAGGAGGCGUCGAAUAAACGAUCGCGAACGCAUUGUGCCUCGACCGUGCCCAUUCUCCCAAUUUUGUUGCAGCAUCACUUCGUUUAUUCGAUUACAUACUCAGGAUUUUCUUAUGUAGUAUUGAUACAAUCACUAUUUCUAUGACAGCUUCUUCGACAUUGUUCAUUUACGGUCUAGUAUGAUAUAAGUAUACACCAGGAAUACAAGGAUGUAUCACUACCUCACAGAUGCUGAAGCAAUAUAUUACUUCUACCCUAAGGCUUGUUGCUACGCUCAAUGCCUUCAUCGACAUCUUUUGACACUUUACAAAUGUCUGAAUGAUGUGUGUGUCUCGAGUUAGACUCAGACUCAGAGGU